AUGUUGGGAAAUGGUUGUGUUAAGGACUUUAUCAAAAGAAUGUUGAACACCAAAAGAGAGUACAGGAUUUUUUGCUCUUAAAGGUACUUGUCUGCUCUUUUACGAUAGUUUUAACUUAAUAUUGAUAGCAAUUGUUAUCAUCAUCAUCAGUAGCUUCUUUACACUACUGACAACUUCUUUUUUGUUCGAAAAACACACUGUUAUUAAAGAUAUUAAUCUUCUUUUUUCCAUUCAUGUUUUAGAGUUAAUUAAAAAUCUAAAGAAGGCAUAGAAUUGCUUCAUUGCUGGAGAGACUAAGAAGCUGUAGGGCUACCACAAGAGUUAAUGGAGAAGAUUGAUAUGGAAGUUAUUGGAGGCAGCAAAGUUUAAGUGCAACGAAUUCUUAAGAAUGGACAAGUGUUUUACUUUAAGGAGUACACCAGAAUGGUAGAGCAGAAUGACUAUGUUGUCUUGUUUGCAUGUGGCAAGGUUGGAGACGUUGAGUGUUUUGUGUGGGAUUGGCAGUCUGGGAUCACAUUGGCAGUCUUUAGAGAAGUACAGCCAGAUCUCCAGAAUCUAUUCUUCUUUAGUGAGGCUGGUCAUCACAUAUUAAGGAUGAAACAGGAA
Messenger RNA from Pocillopora meandrina, 606 nucleotides. The record is from the annotation of a GenBank genome assembly. NCBI's taxonomy places the organism in Eukaryota, Metazoa, Cnidaria, Anthozoa, Scleractinia, Pocilloporidae.